AUGCAAGCAACUCAGGAGUACGCUUCAUCUCCCAUAAGUCAUGCAAGAACGGGAUUCCCUAAGCAGGGUGGGCAGUCGCUCUCAUACUGGUUACAGCAAGUAAGAUCCGAUCCAUUACUGGAUCAUCGAACGACAGGAGAUUUACCAGACGAAGCCGACACUGUAAUCAUCGGAUCUGGCCUCACAGGCACACUGGCUGCCAAAGAACACCUGAGUGUUUGGCCUGACAAGAGUGUCGUAAUACUGGAAGCAAGGGAAUUUUGUUCGGGGGCAACAGGACGAAAUGCUGGUCAUUGUAAGCCCGAUCAAUGGCGUGGAUUCGGCAAGUUCGAGAAAGCGUAUGGCAAAGAACAAGCUAUCAAGAUCUUGAACAACGAAGCGGAUACCUGGAACGCACUGGUUGACUAUAUCCGGGAACACGACGUAAACUGCGACCUGUGGGUCGGCGACACGUUAGACGUACCCGUUGACGAUGAAGUUGCAAGGCUGGCGAAAGAGGUGUUUGACAGGUACAAAGAAGCUGGUGGGAGAACAAACCACAUCAAGGUCACACAAGAUCCCGCCGACGCGGCACGAGUGUCAAGAAUCAAAGAUGCAAAGGCCUGUUAUGCGUGGCCGGCAUCGACUCUACAGCCUUGGAAGCUGACAGCUCAUGUCAUGCGCAACAAUAUAAAGGCAGGAGCCAACCUGCAAACCUACACAACAGCAACAUCAAUCUCAGAAGCCACCGAAGGACGUAGGUGGUUCGUUCACACUAGCCGUGGCCGAAUUGCAUGCGACAACAUUGUACACGCUACCAAUGCAUACAGUGCAGCUCUCGAGCCCGCUUUAAAGGGCAUCAUCACACCAAAGCCACACAUAUGUACGAGGGUGGUACCACCACGUGUACUCAGCGGCUCCCGAGCCAUUCGCAACUCGUACGGGGUUCUGCUUCCAGAUGGUGCAUUCUUCAGCAUAAACCCUCGUUGUACCGCUGAUGGCAAUGUGAUGUUCGGAGGGUCUAAUCCGGGACAGAAAGCGCUUGACGACUGGGUCACGAAGCAUCCCGAGAACUGUAUUAACGAUGGGCUUGCAGACGCCGAAGGUGUGGUUAAAUGUGUUCGGAGCUUCAUCAACGAAAGGUUCGACGGAUGGAGUCAGGCUGAGUAUGGGCCAGGUGAAGGGAUACAGUACAGCUGGAGUGGCAUCAUUGGACUAAGCGUCGAUGGAGUUCCCUUUGUUGGAGAACUACCUGGCAAGCCUGGCCAGUGGAUAUGUGCUGGGCAUCACGGACGCGGCAUGGCACGGAUCUUCACUGCCGCCCCGGGCCUCGUCAGGCUGAUGAGCGGCACCUCGUGGGAUGCGAUAGGCCUGCCAGAUGUGUACCAGAUAACUGCGAGUCGGCUAGAAAGGCUGCAGGGGGCCACUGCCCCGAAAGUUACUACCAUCUAA
Messenger RNA from Boeremia exigua, 1431 nucleotides. RefSeq names its product FAD dependent oxidoreductase-domain-containing protein. The record is from RefSeq and is a predicted model, not a curated record. The transcript has 3 exons. The coding region runs from base 1 to 1431 and encodes 476 amino acids. NCBI's taxonomy places the organism in Eukaryota, Fungi, Ascomycota, Dothideomycetes, Pleosporales, Didymellaceae. Gene Ontology annotation, molecular function: oxidoreductase activity. Gene Ontology annotation, cellular component: cytoplasm.